Molecule: messenger RNA, 1714 nt
Organism: Hippocampus zosterae (dwarf seahorse)
Lineage: Eukaryota; Metazoa; Chordata; Actinopteri; Syngnathiformes; Syngnathidae
Gene: ccdc77
Product: coiled-coil domain containing 77
Exons: 11
Coding region: 79-1581 (500 amino acids)
Cellular component (GO): centrosome
Source: RefSeq, a predicted model, not a curated record
GCGUGAUUUUUUUUUUUGUAUACUGUAUAUUAUUUGCGGCUUGGUACAUACGCUCUCUCUUAUAUUUUUUGUUUUCAGAUGGGAUCUCCCAAAAAACCUUCAGUGGCACAAAGAUCCUGUGCCUGUGUGAAUAAUUCUGGGAAGGAAACAGACUCUCCACUUCCCCCUUUCAAUGAGCGGUUGGCCCACCUUCGUCCCUCCAGGGAACUUUUGGAGUUCUACAAGGAGAAGAUUGCCCAGUUUGAUGGAGAGCACGGGCAGCUGCUGAAGAUGUUGGAGAAGUACAAGAGCAUCAUAGAGGACCAACAUAAACUACUGGGUGACCUGCGGCAGCGUGAAGGGGAGAUUGCAGAGUUGCAGAAUGCGUUGAGUGACAUGCAGGUGUACCUCUACCAAGAAAGAGAACAAUCUCUACGGCUUCAUGCAGAAAAUGACAGACUAAAGAUCAGAGAGCUGGAGGACAGAAAGAAAAUUCAACACCUUCUUUCCCUAGUCGGUACUGAUGAUGGAGAGACCACAUAUUUCCUGCGGGAACCUCCUCACAAGGUGGCGAUCAAACAGAAGAACCAGGAGUUGGGGGAGAAUCUCAAUCUCAGGCCAACAAUUUUAAAACCCACUGUGACUAGCAAAGCAGAGACCAUUAAGCAAGCAAAAUUAGCAAAUUUGGGAACUGGCGAUAGUUUGGAAAAAUAUAAGACGGACAACCAUACUUUAAUACUACAGGUGGAGGCUCUGCAGGCCCAGAUGGAGGAACAAACCCGACUGGCCAGAGAGCAGGUUGAGACACUCCAGGAGGACCGACAGAUGAAAAAAGACGAGGCACAGGCUGAAAGGCAGAGAUUUGAGUGCUACAUCACCAAUUUGACUGAGAAGCUACAGCGAACCCAGAACCUCCUCUAUGAAAGCACCAAAGAUUUCUUGAAGCUAAAAUAUGAAACAAAGACUCAGGAGAAGAAAUGGAUGUUGGAGAAGGACCGCCUCCUCGGGGAUCUGAACACGCGCCUUGAGCGUCCCAAAAAAUCUGUCUCUCCUGGUGUGGAGGUGGGGCGAAUGCGGCAAGCCGUUGGUAGCGGCAGUCCAAUUUGGGCCAGCCCCACUCGGCUCAGCCCGCAGCCUCAGCCAGACUUCAGGCAGAAACAUAAGGACGAAGUGAAGGCAAUGCAGGAGGACAUAAAGCAAGCCCACCGUAUGGCAGAGAUGUACAGGGAGCAGUGUGUUGCUUUGGAAUCAGAACUGGCCCAAGCCAGGGAGCAGGGGGAUGUUGGCAGGGAAAUAUUGAAGGAGCGUGCGGAAAAAGUGGCUCAACGUCUUAAACUGAUGACUCAGCGUUACGAGGCACUGGAGAAGAGGAGGACCUUGGAGGUGGAGGGCUUCAAGACAGACCUCAGGCAACUUAGGCAAAAACUCAAAGAUGUAGAAAAACAACUUAUACAGGUAACGCUUAGCAUUGGGCCUAACCAGGACUUGGCUAUCUUGCAAGAGGUCCGGGAUAGCAAUACAAGAACUAAGAAGGUCCAGAGUGAACUGACGACAUUAAAGGCCAAGAUAUAUGGACUGGAAAAUGAGCUAAGAUUUUGCUGAUAAAUGGAUCACAUUGGUUUUUGUUACAUAGAUGCCUUAAGAAGCUUUAUGAGCUUUACCCAAGCCUUGUGCUUUGUACUGUUUAUUAGUACAACUUCUUUAGUUUGUGCCAAUAAAUGUUUUUAAUCCAUAA